AUGGCGCCGAUAAAGGCGGUCGCGAGGGGCAGUACCAGGUCCGGUGGUGCUGCCAGUUCUGCUAACGUAGCAGGACGACUGGGUUCUGCUAUGUCAAUCCCCACUGAAGGCUCACGAGCCCGGAAUCCUCGGAGAGCCGCGGCGAGAGGUAAAUGGAGUGAGGAGCAGCUCUUUACUAGUGAUAAGUCUCUCCUCAUUGAUUUCGACCUAGUGAAACUGCUUGCGCAACCUCAAGCAUGGAACUGCCUUGAAGAAAGCGAGAAGCGGGAGAUCCUGGCUUUACUCCCCGCAAGUGUUCACCCCGAUGCGGAGACCACCUCGGACGACCCAAGCGCCAGAAUACCUCCAAUCCCCAACAGCUUCAUUCGCUACUCAAAUAACUGGCGUGAUGGUAUUCGUCAGUUCCAACUUGAUCUACAAAAUGGCCGCUACGACCCUGAAUGGCUGCACCAGGCUGAAGAUGCCAGACAGAAACGUGAGGCUGGUGACUUUGACAACUUCAAAGAGCGGGAAUACGAGCGGUUUUGGGGGCAGAAGCAAAAGGCUGUUAUGAAUGCAGCUGCUGGAGAGAUGGCACAAGUGAAAAUUAAAACCCUCAUUGACGAGGGUGCUUUCCGGCUGGGUGAUAUCUGGAAUUUCGAAUAUGUCUACGGCAAGGGCGCGGACAGAAUAUUUAUCCACAAAGAGGCCAGGAUUCUUAAAUUCGAUGGCGCAAAGAUGACCUUCGCAAUCCCACCUGGUGAACGGGUAUUUCUCCGAGACGCGUCUGAUAAAGCCCAGAAAUGCGCUACUCCUGAAAAGGCCGAGGACACGACACAACACGAUAAUCACACGCCCACAGUUCCUGCAGCUUCCAACGAUACAUUUAUGAAAGUUAUCACAGAAGGUCCCUUGCACGAAGCUCCUUCAACCCCGAAACACGAAGAGGUGCAAGUCAACACUGAGACAGAGAGGCAGACUGUCGCAGCACCUUCUAAUGAGAAGGAUUCCGAAAUGACUACAGACUUCAGCGUUAUCAUUGUCAGCCCCGACGGAAAGAAGGAGUCGAACGCUAUUAAGCGCCCAGCCCCAACUCCUCAGUCUGAAUCUGAGCCCUCAGCGAAACGCAAGCGAGGACGACCUUCCAGGGCUCCCAAGGUGGCACCCGCACCGAAGCCUGUGCCAGAGGUAUCUAAAACCGAGGGAAGCGAAUCGACACCCACUCUUCCUCCUGAUUCAAGCGCCGUGGCAGUGGAUCCUGUCACAUCUGUUCCUGAACCUUCUGCAUUUGCAGAGAAACCCACCAUUAUCGAGAUAAAAGAUGAGAGAGCUAAACAACUCAUGGAAAACCCUGAUCCUUCGCCAGCAAAGGCUGAGGCGUCCCCGGAGACUGAGCAGCAUGACACCGACAACCCUGCAAGCUCUCAGCCGCAAGAUUUGCAUCCUACUUCAUCUCAAGCUACUGAAAAUGACCUUGAUGACAUCAUUGUCCCAAACAUCAUGUCGCCGAACGGCCUGGCUGUGAAGAUGCUACAGAUCGAUGGCCGCAUGCCCAAUGGCCGUGUUGCCAAUGGCUGGAAGGACAUCCGAUGCAUCCGAAACAACCAGGACAUAGGAAGUCUCUUUGAUGUCCGAGAGGCUUGGUUCGUUCGGAAUGGACAGAAGUAG
This is a messenger RNA of Penicillium antarcticum, 1647 nucleotides long. RefSeq lists its product as uncharacterized. The record is from RefSeq and is a predicted model, not a curated record. Lineage: Eukaryota; Fungi; Ascomycota; Eurotiomycetes; Eurotiales; Aspergillaceae. Bases 1 to 1647 code for a protein of 548 amino acids. The transcript is spliced from 4 exons.